Messenger RNA from Ipomoea nil (Japanese morning glory), 1859 nucleotides. Its product is annotated as germacrene C synthase-like. The transcript is spliced from 7 exons. Bases 114 to 1802 code for a protein of 562 amino acids. NCBI's taxonomy places the organism in Eukaryota, Viridiplantae, Streptophyta, Magnoliopsida, Solanales, Convolvulaceae. The record is from RefSeq and is a predicted model, not a curated record. Gene Ontology annotation, biological process: diterpenoid biosynthetic process. Gene Ontology annotation, molecular function: terpene synthase activity; magnesium ion binding.
UCCAGUACAUAGUAAGGCUUGAGCACGCAAGCUCUACUAUAAAUGUUGAGCAAUUAACCUCCCAAAUCAUAUCACACUUAGCUUGUUCGUCUCUCCUAUACUUCUUAGCAGUAAUGGCUUGCAAUAAUCAACUCUUAUCAGCUCUUCCAUCAAAUCCUCCUCAGCUGGAUGGAGUUACUCGUCGUUCUGCCAAUUUUCAUCCAACCAUUUGGGGAGAUUACUUCCUUACUUAUUCUUCUCAACCCAAGGAAGUGAAUACACAAGAAUGGCUAGAGCACCAACAAUUGAAAGAAGAGCUGAAAAACAUGCUUGUGGAAGUCCCAGACACCUCUUUCAAAAAAUUAGACUUGAUUAACAAAAUUCAACGCUUAGGAGUCCAUUAUCAAUUUGAAAAGGAGAUUGAAGCUUCAUUGGAACACAUAUUCAAGGCAUACGAUGAAUUCAAUGCUGAGGACGAUGAGAGGGACCUUUAUAUUGUCUCUUUGUGCUUUCGACUACUUAGACAAGAAGGGUAUCACGUGUCUGCUAAUGUGUUUGAAAAAUUUAUGGAUUGUAAUGGAAAGUUCAAGGAAUCAUUGAUCAACAAUGUUCCAGCACUGUUGAGCUUGUACGAAGCAUCACAUCUUAGGGUUCAUGGGGAGCAAGUUUUAGAAGAAGCGUUGACAUUUACCACUUCUCACCUAGAAUCCAUACUACCAAACUUGAACAAUAUUCUUAGAUCACAAGUUAGUGAAGCACUAAAGCAGCCGAUUCGAAAGAGAUUAAUAAGGCUUGACGCACAAAAAUUCAUAUCAACUUUUGAGCCAAAUGGAACAACAGAUGCUUUAUUGCUGAAAUUUGCAAAAUUGGACUUCAACUUGUUACAAAAGGAACAUCAAAGGGAGCUUGGUUGUCUUACCAGGUGGUGGAAAGGAUUAGAUGUCCCAAAUAAAUUGUCUUUUGCACGAGAUAGAUUGGUGGAAGGCUACUUUUGGAUAUUGGGAGUGUAUUUUGAACCAAAAUAUUCUCUUGCAAGGAAGUUUCUUCUUAAAGUUUUUAGUAUGACUUCAAUUAUUGAUGAUAUUUACGAUGUUUAUGGAACUCCUGAUGAGCUCAAGCUUUUCAAUGAUGCAGUCCAAAGAUGGGAUGCUAGUGCUUUAAUUGAAUUACCAGAAUAUAUGAGGCAUCCCUAUAUGUACCUUCUUGAUGUUUAUGCUGAAAUGGAGAAAGAAUUAUCUGAUAAUGGGCAAUCAUACCGUGUGAAUUAUGCCAAAGCGGAGAUGAAAAAAGCAGUGGGAGCAUAUCUUGAAGAAGCCAAGUGGUACCUUGAUGGUUGCAAUCCAACAUUUGAGGAAUACAUGAAACUUGCAACCGUAACGUGUGGUUAUCAAAUGAUAACGACAGCAUCUUUGGUAGGCAUGCAAGAAGAUUUUGUAACUAAAGAUGUGUUCCAUUGGGUGGAUAAUGAAGCUUUAACUGUUCGAUCGGCUGUGAUUAUAUGCAGAUUGAUGGAUGAUAUUGCUGGACAUGAGUUUGAACACCAAAGAGGACACUUAGAUUCGUCUGUGGAAAUCUAUAUGAAAGAAUAUGGAAAAUCAAAAGAAGAGACCACUCUCGAGCUCUUAGAACAAGUCACUAAUGCAUGGAAAGACAUUAAUCAACAAUGUCUUAAACCGACAAUUGUUCCUAUGCCUAUACUUAUCCGAGUUCUAAAUUUAGCAAGAAUUAUGGAUUCGCUAUACAAUGAUGGAGAUUCAUAUACACAUUCCAAAACCAAGUUGAAGGACUUUAUUACCUCCACAUUGAUUAAUCCGAUCCUGUGAAUUUGAAAACGGAUAUGAUUAAGUUCAUGAUCUUCAUCAGUAGUGUGACAGUGUUGC